Telopea speciosissima is the source of this 2839-nucleotide messenger RNA. Its product is annotated as pentatricopeptide repeat-containing protein At2g35030, mitochondrial-like. Gene Ontology annotation, biological process: RNA modification. The transcript is spliced from 5 exons. Gene Ontology annotation, molecular function: RNA binding; protein binding. The record is from RefSeq and is a predicted model, not a curated record. The coding region runs from base 570 to 2564 and encodes 664 amino acids. NCBI's taxonomy places the organism in Eukaryota, Viridiplantae, Streptophyta, Magnoliopsida, Proteales, Proteaceae.
AUGAGCUUAGAGAAGUUCUCUGCUAUUAGCGCCAAUCUUUUCUUCCCAACCUAAAGGCGACAAUUGCUGGCUGGUUGAGAAGUCCACAAGAAAAGAGGUCAAUCAAUAGUUAACUCGUGCUCCAGAGGUGAAUUCUGUAUACUGUAUCUCUGCAUUUGAAACCAUGAACACUCAUCAAUGUGAAGCUGAUCAAUGGUGCUCAACCAUCUGAUCUACAGCUGGAAUUGGACGGGGUGGAAGAAAUAGAGAAAUAUUGGCUAGCAUAAGGUGGGUAAGGUACUCGUGCCUCAUGGUGUAUCCUCCAUUAUUACCAAUCUUUGAUUAUAUAUUCUUUAUUCAUUCAAGAAGGCUGCUUUGAUUAUACACGAGCUUGAUCAGAUGGGUAUUGGGUAAAAAUGGCCACAGGGAAUGGUGUCGUUGCUACUUUAGGGUCGGGGGUCCCCUCAGUUUUUUUGCCCUAAGAGCAGAUAUGGAUGCUUUGCCAAUCCAGGUGCUACUUUACCAUGAUCUGUUGGGAAUGAUGCAACUACCUCACCACGCCAAGAUCAUCCAAAAGCUUUGUAGGCAACAUGGGCGCAUGGGCGAGGUCAUCAAUAAGGCUUCUUCGGAACACAUGGAAGAAGUUGUUUCCCACUGCUGUUUACACACCAUAUAGAAUAAUCCCAGUUAGGUUAGCUGCACUAACAUCAGUUCAUACUCUUCUUCUCAUUGUACCUGAUCUCAAAUUGUCAUGGUUGGAGCAUUUCAGUCGGUAUUAUCAUUCAGACUACAAACCUAGUGAAAUCUCCUCAUCAAAAAGAGAUUAUUCUAUAGAUCAGAAUGUUGCUCGAUCAAAUUUUCUCAUCUCCAAGCUCAGCAGAGAAGGGAAGAUUGCUGAGGCUCGUCAAAUCUUUGACCGAAUGCCUAUUCAGGAUGUUGUUACAUGGACAGCUAUGAUCUCUGGGUACAUCAAAUGUGGAAUGGUUGAAGAAGCACGGCUGCUCUUUGACGAAACAGAAGCAAAGAAGAACGUAGUCACAUGGACGGCGAUGUUGUCUGGCUAUAUCCAAUCGAACCAGAUUUUAAGAGCAGAAAAGCUUUUUAGGCAGAUGCCUCACAAGAAUGUCAUCUCUUGGAACACUAUGAUUUCUGGGUAUGCACAGAAUGGUCGAAUUGAUUCUGCUUUUGAGCUAUUUCAGAAAAUGCCCGACAGAAAUGUUGUUUCUUGGAACACAAUUAUUACAGCCAUGGCUCAACAUGGAAGAAUUGAUGAAGCAUGGCAACUUUUUGAUAGGAUGCAAGAAAGAGAUGUUAUAUCUUGGACAGCAAUGGUUGCAGGUUUAUCACAGAAUGGGAGGAUUGAUGAAGCACGGGAUCUAUUUGAUAAGAUGCCUGAGCGAAAUGUUAUUUCUUGGAAUGCCAUGAUCACUGGUUAUGCGCAAAAUUUGAGACUGGAUGAAGCUCUUGACUUGUUUGAGAGAAUGUCUGAGAGGGACAUUCCAUCAUGGAAUACGAUGAUUACAGGCUUUAUUCAGAAUGGAGAUCUAAGGCGAGCCAGGAAAUUGUUCAACGAGAUGCAACGAAGAAAUGUUGUCUCUUGGACGACGAUGAUCACUGGAUAUGUUCAAGAUGGACAGAGCGAGGAAGCUUUAAAGGUUUUCUCAGCAAUGCAGGCUGAUGGAAUCAAGCCUAAUCAAGGAACCUUCGUAAGCAUAUUAGGUGCUUGUAGCAAUUUAGCAGGGCUUGGUGAGGGAAGACAAAUCCAUCAGAUAAUAAGCAAAACAGUUUUCCAGAAUAGUACACUUGUAGAGUCAGCCCUCAUAAGUACUUACGCUAAAUGUGGGGAGAUGAACAUUGCAAGAGAUAUGUUUGAUAGAUCAAGUCAAAGGGAUGUUGUGUCUUGGAAUGGAAUAAUUGCAGCCUAUGCACACCAUGGCUAUGGUAGAGAAGCUAUCCAGUUGUUUAAAGAAAUGCAGAAAUAUGGGUUCAAACCUGAUGAUGUUACCUAUGUUGGGGUGCUCUCUGCAUGCAGCCACUCUGGUUUGGUGGAUGAGGGUCUGAAGUAUUUUGAGGAAUUGAUGAAAGACAGAUCCAUUGAUGUAAGAGAAGACCAUUACGCUUGCGUGGUUGAUCUUUGUGGGCGAGCUGGAAGACUGAAGGAGGCGUUCGAUUUCAUAGAGCAUUUGGGGACUAAACCAUCAGCUAAUGUGUGGGGAGCUCUUCUUGCAGGGUGUAAUGUUCACAGGAAUGUAAAGAUAGGGAAAUUAGCUGCGAGGAGGCUUCUAGAGGUGGAGCCAGAUAAUGCAGGGACAUACAUGUUGUUAUCAAACAUAUAUGCUUCAGCAGGGAGAUGGAAAGAGGCUUCUCGAGUGAGGUUGAAGAUGAAGGAUAAAGGGUUGAAGAAACAGCCUGGUUGUAGCUGGAUUGAAGUGGGGAACAGAGUCCAUGUGUUCGUGGUUGGUGAUAAAUCUCAUAGUCAGUCUAAACUGAUCUAUUCCAUUCUCCAUGAUCUUCAUAUGAAGCUGAAGAAGGCUGGAUAUGUUCUUAAUAAGGGUUCGACUCUAGAUGAGAAUUUUUUGCAAUAACAUAGCUUGAAUGUAGAAGACUUAAGGAACAUAGCAUUGUUAAGGUCAUUGUAGUUGGCUUGAUUGGGGAGGUGGAGGUUGCUGUUUUACUGGCUCUAGUAGAUGAGUUAUGGGCCAUUUAUAUGGUUAGCUGCUAUGCAUCAUUUCUGGUGUAUGCAUAAUACCUUCAUAGCAAUCACUAUUAAAUAUACUGAUCCUUGUUAACCUUCUUUGCCAUUUUAUUCAUUGUAUCAUUCAAAAAAUUCAGGUAUAAUGUAUGUACUUUAUUGGAAAGG